Cuscuta epithymum is the source of this 754-nucleotide messenger RNA. Lineage: Eukaryota; Viridiplantae; Streptophyta; Magnoliopsida; Solanales; Convolvulaceae. The record is from the annotation of a GenBank genome assembly.
GAGUGAGGGUGGCAAAUGAGUUGGGCGCUGGGAGCGGAAGAGGAGCUAAAUUCGCUGCAAUCGUAUCAGUGGUACAUUCGACUAUCAUUGGAUUGAUCUUUUGGGGGCUAAUCCUAAUCUUUGACGACAAGUUGGCCCUAAUUUUUUCAUCGAGCAAACCUGUCCUAGAAGCUGUCAGCCACCUCUCAAUUCUCUUAGCUUUCACUAUUCUGCUCAAUAGCAUUCAACCAAUUCUAUCAGGGGUUGCGGUUGGAUCUGGAUGGCAGGCAUAUGUAGCUUACAUAAACCUUGGGUGCUACUAUUUACUCGGACUACCUCUUGGCAUUAUAAUGGGAUGGGUGUUUCACCAAGGCGUCAUGGGCAUAUGGGCUGGAAUGAUCUUUGGUGGAACUGCAGUGCAAACUCUAAUAUUGUGUAUAAUCACACUUCGAUGUGAUUGGGAAAACGAGGCUAAGAAAGCAAAUCAACACAUUCAAAAGUGGGAAGAAGUGGGUCACAACAAAUUGUAAAAGUUCGGUGCAUGGAAUUACCGUUGUCACAUGAUAUUACAAUGAAAGUCUGCCUAAAUUUGGGGUGGGGCAACCCAACCCAACCAACUCAAAAAAUCAUUAUUGGUCCGAUUUUCUUACGGUCCAGAUAAGUUACGGGCCUAAAAAUAAAAUAUUCAAUUCGGAUCAAAGAAAACCACAACUAUUACCCAUAAUAAAUAUUAUGAUCUUCUCUCACUAUCAUUCCAUGAAAAAUAUGAUCGUUU